CACGCCUCUGCACGCGCAUGGGCGUAGAAUCUGCGGCUGUGCGCUGCUGCUGCUGCUCUCAGUCUGAGACUCAAUUCCGAUUUCUUUUUUCCUUUUUUUUUUUUAAACGAAAAUGGCGUCCAACCAAGGAGCUGUCACUGCGCUUCAGAACCACCACCACUACACAAGCGGACCUCACUGGAGCCCGGGGAGCAGCCAGUACCAACAGCAGUACCACCAGCAACAACAGCACCAACAGCAGCAGCAGCAGCAGCAACAGCAGCAGCAGCACCUCACGGCCCGGAGCCUGGAGCGAGCUCUGGAGGAUGCUGUCUGCUCCGGGAUCCUCAACCUAAGCGGGAGGAAGCUGAGGGAGUACCCGGGGCUGAGUUACGACCUCACCGAUACAACACAAGCAGAUCUGUCCAAAAAUCGUCUCUCUGAAGUCCCUCCGGAAGUUUGUCUCUUUGCCCCUCUCGAGUCCCUCAACCUCUACCACAACUGUAUCAAGUGCAUCCCAGAAGCCAUCAUCAACUUGCAGAUACUGACGUAUCUUGACAUCAGUCGAAAUCUAAUAUCCGUAUUGCCCAAACACUUGUUCAACCUUCCGCUCAAAGUUCUACUCGUGAGCAACAACAAGCUGGUGUCCAUCCCCGAAGAGAUCGGCAAAGCCAAAGAACUAAUGGAGCUUGAUGUGAGCUGUAAUGAGAUCCAGGCGCUGCCGGCCCAGGUCGGCCGUCUCCAUGCCUUACGAGAACUCAACGUCAGGAAGAACUGUCUGCAGAUUCUUCCGGAAGAGUUGGCUGAUCUGCCUCUCAUUCGACUUGACUUCUCCUGCAAUAAGAUCACUGAGAUCCCAGCAGCUUACCGGAAACUCAGGCAACUGCAGCACAUCAUCCUCGAUAACAAUCCUAUGCAGUCUCCUCCAGCACAGAUUUGCCUCAAGGGGAAAGUGCACAUUUUCAAGUACCUGAACAUUCAAGCGUGCAGGUCGGACAAAAAGCCAGAUACCCUGGAUAUCCCCUCCCUCGGGAAACGUUGUCUUCAACAGCAACUCACAGAUAGCAUAGAAGAUUUUUAUCCCAGUAAGAACCACGGGCCUGACUCUGGGAUUGGGAGUGACAAUGGUGACAAGAGGCUGUCAACAACUGAGCCUUCAGACGACGAUACCGUCAGCCUCCACUCUCAGGUGUCUGAGACAGCCCGCGCCGAUGCUCUCUCAAUCCUUUCCAAAAUGGACUCUUGCAAAGAUCAGGAUCUGUAUGACUUUAUAGAACCCAACCCGGAUGAGGAUCCUGCUCUGUCAGAGUGUGAUGGACAGCAGAACUCUCAUGUGUCAUGUAUUAAGGAAUUGGAAAAGGUUCUUAACUUGUCUCACCAAAGCAAAGACAAGGAGAGCUGGAAAGAGGAGUCAAGUUCCGACAAAGAGCAGCUACUGGAAGAGGAGGAUGAUGAACUGAAGGAGGUGCUAGAUCUGAGGAAAAUUGCCGUACAGCUUUUGCAACAGGAGCAGCAGAACAGACGACGGUCCUUAAUUUGCAGAGCGGAAAGUCUCAUCCAUCGACGCAGAGUAACUGGUCGAGCUCACAGAUUUCUAAGUCACUCUGGGAGCUCUGGCAGCAAAGCCAGGCCUGCUCCUCAACCUCGCAGUGCUUCGUUGGAUGAGGGAAGUAGCGGCGCAUCGGUGCUAAGUGCACAGCCUCCAUCAUCCUGCUCCUUUGACGGCAGCCUGAGGAUGGAUCAGUCCGAUUCAGAGUCCAAAUGGCCGGAGGUCCCGCCUGUCCUCAAUCAAAAUGAAGAUCGCAAGAGAAACAAAUAUCUGAGAAAAGAUUAUCUCAAGUACAAAUGCCAGAGUGCCCGGAAAAACUGCGGCGGGGAUGACGACUGUGAGGAGAGUUUACGCAACUCAGAUUUCAGCACCACUCUUACUGUGUUUGGACUCAAGCCAAGAUCAGCCUUUACCAGAGGAAGUCAUCAGGAGUUCAGCUCCACUGAGCCCAGCUUCACGAUGAGGAGAAAGAUGGAACAUUUAAGAGAGGAAAUUGAGCAAAUAGGAAUCCUACGACAGAACAUUGAGUCCAAACUCAAGGUGCUGCUUCCAGACGAUGUCGGAGUUGCUCUGAUGGAUGGCGUGAUCCUUUGUCAUUUAGCCAAUCACAUUUGUCCUCGCUCUGUGGCCAGCAUCCACGUACCUUCGCCGGCAGUGCCAAAGCUCAGUAUGGCUAAAUGCCGUCGAAAUGUGGAGAACUUCCUGGAUGCCUGUAAGAAAAUGGGAGUUCCACAGGAUAAGCUGUGUCUGCCCCAUCACAUCCUGGAAGAGCGUGGCCUGGUGAAGGUGAGCGCGACCGUGCAGGCGCUGUUGGAUCUACCCGCCAUGAAGCCCACGCAGCUAUCAGCUGCUUGACGCAAACCCGCCCGGCCCAGCCUCGCACCCAUCACACCAGGGACCACAAAUCCCCUCUUGCCACCUCACUCAGAGGACGAGGACCCAGUGGCUCUUGGCUUGUGCCUGACUGAAACAGUGAACAUCCUCCUGUCUGUGCAAAUCUCAGACACUUCCAGUCCAUCACGACUUUGGCUCUCUUGCUACUUCUACCACUGGGACUGUUUGCACUGGCGGAGCUAGAAGGGGGGCUGCAAGGGCACUGAUCCCCCCCUGAAAAAUGCUUGAGGACCCCCGGUGUCUGGACAGAUAAUAGACUUCUGGGUAUUUUCCCAAUUAUCCGGGAAUUUUAUUCCACAUUUUAACCUAUCCCCCCUAGGUAGCUUAUAAUGAAUGAGUUUUUGGAAGAAUUUGUCAGGGGUUCUUUUUUAGGUUGAUUUCCUUAGGCCCCAAAGCCCCCUAAAAGAAAAAGUAAAAUCCUAGCUCCGCCAGUGACUGUUUGCACAAGGUAGUGGCUCUAAAAGCAGUCCUGCUAAUCCCUCUUUCAAUGCUCAGUAGUUAUUGAGCCUUCUUCAAGUGCCGGUUGUGACAUGUAACUCAUUCUUUGACCCUCACUCAUUCAUGAACAUGUAUUUCAAUUCAGUGCCAUUUGCGCCCUUUCUACUCUAUACAGCUAACUUCUCUGCCAGUUAGAGCAUUCUACUGUUACAAAACUCUGCCUUUCCAAAUGCAUGACGACCACAUUUGUUGUUCAAGUCAUGCCGUAUCGCGAAUCUUCUGUAAACUAGUGUACAAAUCCUCUGCUGUUAGUGUUUAUCACCACUGUGAUGACAUGUAGCCCACUGUGGUUUCAAAGCAUUUUCUCCGUUGUUGUUUUUUUAGUUGAAGUCAUGGAUUUUUCUACACCUUUUUAGACUUUUCCCACGCAAGACACAGAGAAGCUUUUUAUCAUUGCUUGGGAUGCUUUUUCCAUGAAAGGAUCCAAAUAUGCCAGGACGACUUCCACAAAGCACAAUGUGCUCACACUGUCUCAUAUGCUCAAUCAUGUCAGGGAAAUCAGAAUGACUU
This is a messenger RNA of Syngnathus acus (greater pipefish), 3430 nucleotides long. It is a transcript of the gene lrch2, whose product is annotated as leucine-rich repeats and calponin homology (CH) domain containing 2. The record is from RefSeq and is a predicted model, not a curated record. Gene Ontology annotation, molecular function: protein binding. Lineage: Eukaryota; Metazoa; Chordata; Actinopteri; Syngnathiformes; Syngnathidae. Bases 113 to 2383 code for a protein of 756 amino acids. The transcript has 21 exons.